This is a messenger RNA of Triplophysa rosa, 934 nucleotides long. Its product is annotated as lysozyme C-like. Bases 85 to 519 code for a protein of 144 amino acids. The transcript is spliced from 4 exons. Gene Ontology annotation, molecular function: lysozyme activity. The record is from RefSeq and is a predicted model, not a curated record. Gene Ontology annotation, biological process: defense response to Gram-negative bacterium; defense response to Gram-positive bacterium. NCBI's taxonomy places the organism in Eukaryota, Metazoa, Chordata, Actinopteri, Cypriniformes, Nemacheilidae.
GAAGACAUUUCCCCAAAUCCAUUUUGCAGUGAAAACAGGCAGAACAUAGGAAUCCACUCUUUCGUCAGCUACCAAAGAAAGAGCAUGAAGGUUUUUGUGUUUCUUCUGGUAAUUUUGGCAGCACAUGCCAAGGUAUUUGAGAGAUGUGAACUAGCGAGAGCUCUAAAGGCCAGUGGCAUGAGUGGCUAUGAGGGUAUCAGUCUGGGAGAUUGGGUUUGUCUAACACGCUGGGAGUCUAGCUACAACACAGCAGCCACAAAUCACAACACAGAUGGCUCAACAGACUACGGGAUUUUCCAGAUCAACAGUCGCUACUGGUGUCAUGAUGAACACACCCCUGGCCGUACCAGCAAUGGCUGUGAAAUCAACUGCUCACAGCUGCUGAGCAAUGACAUUUCUUUGUCUGUUAACUGUGCAAAGAUCAUAGCGAGAAAGCAAGGCAUUUCUGCAUGGUACGGCUGGCGUUAUCACUGCCAGAACCAAGAUGUGAGUCAAUAUAUUGCAGGAUGUGGACUUUAAAGGUUUUUCCAAUAUCCACGAACCAAAUAAAUUAAAAAUGUUCUUUUCCUUUCAAAGACACACGAUUAAUGUUGUUCCCAAAGAUUGUAUUUCUUGUAUAUAAUAAGUUUACUUACUAUUAUGUAAAAGAAAAAAUACUAUUCUAUACAGUAUAUAUAUAUAUAUAUAUAUAUAUAUAUAUAUACACUGUAUAAAGAAAUGCCUAAGUUUGAUCAUCUUUGGCUGAUGAUUUUAUUGGAUAAUUUGAAGUGAAACAUUUGAUUAGUACAUGCAUAUAUACCCUUUCAAUCAAACUCACAACACCGCCUUUGCAAGAAAUAUACUCAACAAAUUGAGCAAUUGUCUACAGUAGUUACAAAGGUACAAUGUGCAAUAAAAAUCAUGUAAUUUGUUGAAAUAAAUAUUGUGUGAAGAG